CUGUCCCUGUGUCGCAACUCCCUGAUAACAACGGCUAUAAAGGAGUCACGGGGCCGGCGCGGCCGCAGCGGCCGGACAGGGCAGGGGACAGCGGCGAGCCGACCCUCUCAGAGCUGCCACCACCACCACCAUGCCGCGGCUUCCGCUCUUCCUCCCGCUCCUCAUCCUCAGCGGCGCCACGGCCGCGUCCGUCGUCACCCCUGGGCCGGCUGCCGGUGACCGGGCGCUGCUGGCCGAGCUGCUGGCGCUGGCAGAGCCCAUCCCUCCACGGGCACCGGAGAUCCCGUGCCAGACCCUUCGCCCCGACGCCCUGCCCGGUUUCUCCCGGCUGCCACCGCUGCCCCGCGGCCUGGCCCGUGCCGCCAUGGCCCUGGCGCUGCUCAAGGCUGGCUGUGCCCCCCAGGCCGAUGUCGAGGCGCUGGAGCUGGCACGGGAGCUGGGGACCCCCAUGGCCACAGCGCUGCUGCGGGGGCUGGCGCGGCUACCGGGCGCUCCGGCCCCGCGGCCGCUGGCGCUGCUGCUCCUCAGCCUGGCACGACCGGGGGGCUCUGCCUGCACAGAUCCCACCCGGCUCCAGACCCCCACGCCCGGCACGGAGCCCACGCCGCCGUCGGGCUGGGAAUUCCCGGUGGUCCGGCCGUGCCGCGGCGCCGUGCGGCGCCGGCGGGAGGACGAGGACGCGUGCAGCCCGGCGGGGGAGCAGGAAGCCCACCGGGUGCUGGACUGGGUGCCGGGAGUCAGCAUCUUCUACAACCUGGGCACCAGCGUCUACUUCGCCUUCCAGGGCUGCCAGGACAAGGCAUCCACGCGGGCGCUGGAGGCCGCCGAGGACCUGGGCUACGCCGGGCUGGCCGCGCUCACCGGGGGCUUGGGGGGCCCGGUGGCCAUGGGGGUGCAGCUGGGGUUACAGCCGGGGCUCAAGGCCGGCGUGCGGGCGCUCGUCGGGUACUUCACGUCGGCUGGGGAGCCCUUGCCGGUGCCCACCGCCCACAGCGGCGCCGUGGUCAUCGUCUGAAUAAAGGCCACGUGUGGCAUUCGGCGCUGGGUCGGUGUUUGGGGACGGAUCGAUGAGGGGUCACCCUGCCCUGGGGCACCCGGACCUUGGCCACGUGGUGGCAGCUGGGCUGGGCUUGUUCCUGUCCCUUUGUGGCUCUGUCUCUGUCCCUGCAGCCCCUGUCCGCACAGCCAGCCCAUCCCGCGGCCACGCUGCCUUGUCCCUGU
Pyrgilauda ruficollis (rufous-necked snowfinch) is the source of this 1221-nucleotide messenger RNA. RefSeq names its product apolipoprotein F (gene APOF). The record is from RefSeq and is a predicted model, not a curated record. Lineage: Eukaryota; Metazoa; Chordata; Aves; Passeriformes; Passeridae. The transcript has 2 exons. Gene Ontology annotation, biological process: cholesterol metabolic process. The coding region runs from base 131 to 1015 and encodes 294 amino acids.